Molecule: messenger RNA, 435 nt
Organism: Fonsecaea multimorphosa CBS 102226
Lineage: Eukaryota; Fungi; Ascomycota; Eurotiomycetes; Chaetothyriales; Herpotrichiellaceae
Exons: 1
Coding region: 1-435 (144 amino acids)
Source: RefSeq, a predicted model, not a curated record
AUGUUUCUCGAGAUAAGAAGGAUCUCUCACAUCGUGGUCGUGGACAACGCCAAAGACCCCAAGAAGAGUAAACCGUGGUUGAUAGUCACCAUCGUUCUCAGCAGCAUCAGUAUUUUCUUCGGCCUCCUUGCAAUCGUACUCCGUAUCAUGGCACGGAGGCAGCGCGCCAAAGAAGCGGCAAAUGUCGAUGGGGAAGUCCCCUCGGAAGAAGAUGCCGCCAAUUCUGACCCUUCAGGCCUCAAUCCGCCGACGAAGAAAGAACACCCAUAUUACAACAGCAACGGGUACGAGGCGACCCCAGAUCAGAACCAGACUCUGCUCGGCAAUGACGAAAGGGCUCCGGUCACGCGUUGGGACAAUGACUUCGAGGCGGUCCAGCGACCCGAGAGCAUAGCUAGCUCCUACAACAAUGCGCCGCCGCCUCGGUACGAAUAG